Molecule: messenger RNA, 126 nt
Organism: Chondrus crispus (carragheen)
Lineage: Eukaryota; Rhodophyta; Florideophyceae; Gigartinales; Gigartinaceae
Source: the annotation of a RefSeq genome assembly
AUGACUAAAGGUACUAAUCGUAAAAAAAUACGUAAAGCGGGGUUCCGCGCUCGUAUGAAAACUGUAAGUGGAAGAAGAAUUAUAAAAGCAAGACGUAGAAAGAAAAGAAAAAGGAUUGGACUGUAA